This is a messenger RNA of Rhododendron vialii, 1265 nucleotides long. Its product is annotated as light-harvesting complex-like protein 3 isotype 1, chloroplastic. The record is from RefSeq and is a predicted model, not a curated record. Bases 278 to 1021 code for a protein of 247 amino acids. The transcript has 3 exons. NCBI's taxonomy places the organism in Eukaryota, Viridiplantae, Streptophyta, Magnoliopsida, Ericales, Ericaceae.
AACCACAAAUCAAUUGAUCAAGUUUACAGUUGACGGGGUCUGAUUCAUACCUAGGUUUUCCUAGUUUACUCUGGUUAAGUAACACUCUCAUAGUUAAGGGGGGUAUCUGGCCAAUUACCCUUCCAAUUUCUGUCUUUUUUAAGUAAUCGAACCAGACCAUAUACCAUCUAUUUUUAUCACUUCAGUUCAGUCCCAGAAAAUCCCCUUCUGAGGCAGAGGAUAGCUCAUAAACACCGGAGAGCAUGUUUUGAGCUUUCACCCCUCAGAACCUAAGAAAAUGUCCAUGGCCUUGUUCUCGUCGCCUCCAACCCACCUCCCCCCAUCCUUGUCUCCAAAAACCCAUUUGACACGCAAGACUUUUCUCUCUCUAAAACCCACAAAAUCCCACUUCUUGGUUUCCAUUAGAGCCACUGAGAAUGGGUCUGGGGGCACAGUGGCCUCUGUUGCUGCCACUGUAGAGGAAAAGAAGGUUUCUGUAGCUCCUGAGGCCGCAGACGGUUCUUUGGGGCCCAACGGUUCGCCGGUGGCGGCGGCCAAGGAGGUGGCUGAGUUUGGGGAUCCAAGGUGGGUGGGAGGGACUUGGGACUUGAAUCAGUUUCAGAAAGAUGGCAAGACUGAUUGGGAUGCUGUGAUUGAUGCUGAGGUUAGGAGGAGGAAGUGGCUCGAAAAUGAUCCAGAAUCAACUAGCAAUGAGAACCCUGUAUUUUUUGACACAUCAAUUAUUCCGUGGUGGGCAUGGGUAAAGAGAUUUCAUCUUCCCGAAGCUGAACGACUCAAUGGCCGUGCUGCAAUGAUAGGCUUCUUUAUGGCUUAUCUGGUUGAUAGCUUGACUGGGGUUGGUCUUGUGGACCAAAUGGGUAACUUCUUCUGUAAGACACUCUUAUUUGUAUCUGUAGUCGGUGUUCUUCUGAUCCGAAAGAAUGAGGACAUAGACACCCUAAAGAAGCUCAUCGAAGAAACCACAUUCUACGACAAGCAGUGGCAAGCAACUUGGCAGGAUGAGACCUCCAGCAAGGACUAGGCAAAAUGGAAGCUCCUAGUUUUCUUCAUCUAAACUGCCGUUUAUUGUAUUGCUGUAAUUUCUGUAGCGAAGAGUUAUGAUUCAAAAAAUUUAUAACUCCGAUCCGUGCCAGUUUUUAGUACCCUCUUUGAUUACUUUUAUUGUCGUGCAUGAUGAGAAUGUAUUUGCGUGUGGAGAAAACUGUUCCUGUAUUCCGAACCGGUGAUCGUCGCCUUUUUUCAGCGGAACCCUUUGUUUGUCCUUA